UCUGGGCGAAAGAAAAUGGCGGUUGAGGGGCCGGAGCAGGUAAGCGAUUCCUGCCGAUUGCUGAGUCACAUCAGCAGCUGCCGCCGCGUUGUACAAGAAAACAAAAUGAUGGACCUGGAUGAGGGCAAGGGUGGGACAGGGCUGCGCCAGUAUUACCUGUCCAAGAUUGAGGAGCUGCAGUUGAUAGUCAAUGAUAAGAGUCAGAAUCUCAGGAGACUGCAGGCUCAGAGGAAUGAACUUAAUGCCAAGGUACGCCUGCUUCGUGAGGAAUUGCAGCUUCUGCAGGAACAGGGUUCCUAUGUGGGUGAAGUGGUGAGGGCUAUGGACAAAAAAAAGGUGCUCGUCAAGGUUCAUCCAGAAGGCAAGUUUGUGGUUGAUGUGGACAAAAAUAUAGACAUCAAUGAUGUGACACCAAACUGUCGUGUUGCUCUGAGGAAUGAUAGCUACACACUGCAUAAGAUACUACCAAACAAAGUGGAUCCUCUGGUUUCGUUGAUGAUGGUGGAGAAAGUUCCAGAUUCCACCUAUGAGAUGAUUGGUGGUCUUGACAAGCAAAUCAAAGAGAUUAAAGAAGUGAUUGAGCUUCCAGUUAAACAUCCAGAGCUUUUUGAAGCUUUGGGCAUUGCUCAACCAAAGGGUGUGCUAUUGUAUGGACCCCCUGGUACUGGAAAAACUUUGCUGGCCCGGGCUGUGGCUCAUCACACUGACUGUACUUUCAUCCGUGUCUCUGGCUCUGAGCUUGUGCAGAAAUUCAUUGGAGAAGGUGCAAGAAUGGUACGUGAGCUGUUUGUCAUGGCACGGGAGCAUGCCCCUUCCAUCAUCUUCAUGGAUGAGAUAGACUCCAUUGGUUCUUCUCGCUUGGAAGGUGGAUCUGGUGGGGACAGUGAAGUUCAGCGUACAAUGUUGGAAUUGCUCAACCAGCUUGAUGGUUUUGAAGCUACUAAGAACAUCAAGGUAAUUAUGGCAACCAAUCGCAUAGACAUCUUGGAUUCAGCCCUGCUUCGUCCUGGCCGCAUUGAUAGAAAAAUUGAAUUCCCACCUCCAAAUGAAGAGGCUCGUCUGGACAUCCUGAAGAUUCAUUCUCGUAAGAUGAAUCUGACAAGAGGAAUCAAUCUGCGGAAGAUUGCAGAACUAAUGCCGGGGGCUUCUGGGGCUGAGGUCAAGGGUGUAUGUACAGAGGCUGGAAUGUAUGCAUUGAGAGAGAGGAGAGUACACGUAACUCAAGAAGACUUUGAAAUGGCUGUAGCAAAGGUUAUGCAAAAAGACAGUGAGAAGAACAUGUCCAUCAAGAAGCUCUGGAAAUAAAAAAGUUGCUGCUGUUUCAUCAAGUUAUUUCCUAUUAUGUCAUUUACUUGUUUUUCAUGUAAUAAAACAAUAUAAAUGAUUGUAAAUGGAAGAGGGGGAAAGGGUUUUUUUUAGAGUUUGUUCAGCUUUUCAGCAAUGAAAUUAGUUUAUAAAACCAAAUGAAUUGCAUGUUUUCUCACUGGAAGCAUUUUAGGAGAUGAGGUCCUCCUAAAAGCCUGGUUAAGUCUGAGGUAAUAUGUCUUUGAAACAGCAUUUGCAGUUCUGUUUUCAAGUUUUUGUACUUCUACUCUAAUUUGUAGCUUGGAAAGGUACAUGUUAGAUAUGUGUGCAACUUGAUCCAGAACUAAAUAUUCUGUAUCACUCUACUACUUUAUGCUACUCCAGGACAAUUCUGGAAGUAACUUCCAAACCAGACUAGUGUAGAAAACAAGAAGAGUCUGUUCCUGGGUUGAAAAUUUUUGUGCUUAUCAAAUGGUGGUAAAUAUAUUGAAAUUGUUAUAAUCAAGUUUAAGGUAGAGGGAUAAAAACUGCUUAGGGAGAAUGUCUUGAAAAAAAAUUAAGUUUGUGAUAUUAAAAGAACUCAUUAACAUUUUACUAAAGGUCCCUUGACUAGCUUAUUUUGAUGUCUUCAAAAAAAGAAGUGGAAUUGUAUCUAUGAAUAGAAACAGUUAACUAAACUUUAUGAAGUGAAAAUUGUACCAUAACAAAAAUUUAACUAAAUUAUUAUUAUUGUGAAUUUUUGGAGGUAGUCCUGCCAAUUAAACUUUGUAAUUUUGAGAUAGAGAACCUGCUUCCCCAUCCUGUUCCCCCUCCCCUCCAAUAAACUAAGCAGUUGCGACUAUU
Molecule: messenger RNA, 2148 nt
Organism: Pantherophis guttatus
Lineage: Eukaryota; Metazoa; Chordata; Lepidosauria; Squamata; Colubridae
Gene: PSMC5
Product: proteasome 26S subunit, ATPase 5
Molecular function (GO): ATP hydrolysis activity; ATP binding
Source: RefSeq, a predicted model, not a curated record